Messenger RNA from Cucurbita moschata (crookneck pumpkin), 1742 nucleotides. RefSeq names its product fructokinase-like 1, chloroplastic. The coding region runs from base 80 to 1588 and encodes 502 amino acids. The record is from RefSeq and is a predicted model, not a curated record. Gene Ontology annotation, molecular function: kinase activity. The transcript is spliced from 2 exons. Gene Ontology annotation, cellular component: chloroplast nucleoid. Lineage: Eukaryota; Viridiplantae; Streptophyta; Magnoliopsida; Cucurbitales; Cucurbitaceae. Gene Ontology annotation, biological process: chloroplast organization; plastid transcription.
GCCAACUCGGCAGUAACUUCGUCUUGGGGUUUUGGGUUUGAAGAUAAAAGUAUGGAUAAACCCUAAAAUUGAAGCAUCCAUGGCUUCAUUUCAGCUUCUUCCUGCAACCUUUUCUCUUCCACAUCUUCAAUUUUCCCGUUUUCUUCAUUUCUAUCCAUCAAUUUUCAGAGAGAAAACUCUGAUUUUCAACUCGCGUUAUUUGCAGAGUUCGUGUAAAUCUCUGAAACUCAGCCCACCAGGUGCUUCAAAUGCCGACGGGAAUGAGGAUACUGGAACGCCCACCCCCACUCGCCGAGGGAGAAAAAAAGGGACUAAAUCUCCAUCGUCUUCUACAAAGCGUAGUAGGAAAACCCUCAUCGAAGACGAACCCACACAAGUGAACCUAUUUGAUCAAAUGUCGGUAGACGAAGACGAGGCAAUCGAUUCAAUAGCAGAAAAUUACGACGAUGGAAUGGACUUCCCAUACGAAGAUCCGCCAUUGAUCUGCUGCUUCGGCGCGGCUCAGAAAGAAUUUGUGCCGUCAAUUCGCGUACACGAUAACCAGAUGCAUCCAGAUAAGUACUCGGAGUGGAAAAUGCUCCAAUGGGACCCGCCGGAGUUCGCUAGGGCACCGGGGGGAUCGCCGUCGAAUGUGGCUAUAUCUCACGUCAGGCUCGGCGGACGAGCUGCGUUUAUGGGGAAAGUUGGGAAGGAUGAUUUUGGGGACGAGCUGGUGUUGAUGAUGAACAAAGAGAAGGUACAGACUCGAGGUGUGAAGUUUGAUUUGAAUUCUAGAACGGCUUGUACUUACAUGAAGAUCAAAUUUGAUGAUGGAAAGUUGAAGAUGGAAACGGUGAAGGAAUCAGCUGAGGAUUCUCUGGUUAGCUCUGAACUGAACCUUGCAGUGCUCAAAGAGGCUAGGAUAUUCCAUUUCAAUUCAGAAGCAUUGUUAUCCACUACAAUGGAAGCAACGCUGUUCAAGGCAAUCCAAUUGUCCAAGAAGUUCGGAGGGCUCAUCUUCUUCGAUUUAAAUUUGUCGCUACCUUUGUGGAGAUCGCGCGACAAAACUCGAAAAUACAUCGAGAAAGCCUGGAAUCAAGCUGACAUUAUCGAGGUUUCAAGGCAAGAAUUGGAGUUUCUGUUAGAUGAAGAAUACUAUGAAAAGAAAAGAAAUUACAGGCCUCAAUACUAUGCUCAAACUAUUGAACAAACCAAGAAUCGUCGAGACCAUUACCAUUACUCACCGGAGGAGAUAUCGCCGUUGUGGCAUGAUCAUCUCAAGUUGUUGCUCGUAACAGAUGGAACAUUGCGGAUUCAUUACUAUUCUCCUUCGUUUCACGGCGUGGUGAUCGGAACAGAAGAUGUGCUCAUAACACCAUUCACCUGUGACAGGACUGGUUCUGGUGAUGCUCUUGUGGCUGGGAUCAUGAGAAAGCUUACUACUUUCCCGGAGAUGUUCGAAAGCCAAGAUGUUCUGGAACGGCAGCUUCGAUUCGCAAUCGCAGCAGGGAUCAUCUCUCAAUGGACAAUUGGUGCAGUCAGGGGAUUUCCUACUGAAAGUGCAACACAGAAUCUGAAAGAACAGGUUUAUGUUCCAUCAAUGUGGUAGAGUAGCUGUAUUGGGUAUGCUUUUUUUCUCAGUUUUGAGUUUAUAGAACAACAUUCCAUUGCUGGACUUGGACUAGACAUUAGAGUAAAGGUGUUACCAAAAUGAACAAGAAAGGUGAGAAUCAUGGAAGAAAUGACAAUUAAUUUACCUUUUC